This is a messenger RNA of Acipenser ruthenus (sterlet), 703 nucleotides long. RefSeq names its product sodium- and chloride-dependent GABA transporter 2-like. Gene Ontology annotation, cellular component: membrane. Gene Ontology annotation, biological process: sodium ion transmembrane transport. NCBI's taxonomy places the organism in Eukaryota, Metazoa, Chordata, Actinopteri, Acipenseriformes, Acipenseridae. The transcript is spliced from 5 exons. The record is from RefSeq and is a predicted model, not a curated record. Bases 1 to 675 code for a protein of 224 amino acids.
AUGGAAGUUCAGAAGGGGGCAACAAUCAAGGCGAGGGGCCAAUGGGCAAGCAAAACAGAGUUCAUCUUGGCUGUUGCCGGGCAGAUUGUCGGGCUGGGAAAUGUGUGGAGGUUCCCCUAUCUGUGCUACAAAAACGGAGGAGGCAUGUUCUUCGUCCCCUACCUGCUGUUCCUGGUGUUCUGCGGGAUACCUCUGUUCCUCCUGGAGACAGCUCUGGGGCAGUACACCAGCCAGGGGGGCAUCACCGCCUGGAGGAAAAUCUGCCCACUCUUUGAAGGUAUGGGUUAUGCCAGUCAGUUGAUCGUUGUCUACACAAUUAUCUUUUACAUCAUUAUCCUGGCCUGGGCUCUCUCCUACUUUUUCCACUCCUUCAGCUGGGAGCUGUCCUGGGCCAGCUGCAGAAACACCUGGAAUACAGGUACCUGUGUGGAAUUCGACAAGCAGAACCUCACUUCUAACUGGACUGUUCCCAAGAACGCCACGUCCCCGGCCAUGGAGUUCUGGGAGAGGCGGGUGCUGAAGAUCUCUGGUGGGAUUGAGGAGGUGGGCAGCCUGCACUGGGAGAUGACGCUGUGUCUCCUGCUCGCCUGGAUUAUCUGCUAUUUCUGUGUCUGGAAGGGAGUCAAAUCCACAGGAAAGGUGAGGGCGCGACGAGGCACACGUGCAGGAAUUUGACUUGCAAAGCGACACCAGUCGAGAUGCA